This is a messenger RNA of Acyrthosiphon pisum (pea aphid), 769 nucleotides long. RefSeq names its product DNA-directed RNA polymerase II subunit RPB11 (gene Rpb11). Lineage: Eukaryota; Metazoa; Arthropoda; Insecta; Hemiptera; Aphididae. Gene Ontology annotation, molecular function: protein dimerization activity; DNA binding. Gene Ontology annotation, biological process: transcription by RNA polymerase II. Gene Ontology annotation, cellular component: RNA polymerase II, core complex. The record is from RefSeq and is marked provisional.
GUUUAUUGUUUUAACUUUUAGCUUAUCGAUUACUCGAUUAGCAUUUAGCAAACUUCGUAGUUACGUUUCGCGGAAUCGGUUCGGCGUUUCGGCCUAUACUCUCUAGAAGUCUAGACUGUAAAAUACUAAUAAUAUAAAAUGAAUGCUCCUCCAACAUUUGAAUCAUUUUUGCUGUAUGACGGAGAAAAAAAAAUAGUCAAAGAAGUGGAUACUAAAGUGACAAAUGCAGCAAUUUUUACAGUCAACAAAGAAGAUCAUACUUUGGGAAACAUGAUCAGGAACCAACUACUUAAAGACCCUAAUGUACUUUUUGCCGGAUAUAAACAACCACAUCCACUGGAACAUAAAUUUGAACUUCGCAUACAAACAACAUCUGAUUAUACACCUCAAGAUGCUUUAACUAAUUCUAUAACUGAUCUCUUGGCUGAACUUUCUUUGUUUGAAGAACGUUUCAAGGAAGCUUUGAGGGAGAAAAAAGAAGGCCUUGAUUAAUAUGAUAUAAUGAAGUAAUAUUAAUAUGUAAUUUUAAGGUGGUUAUAAUAAUUAUAAUAUUAAUAUUAAUAAAAAUAUAAAUAUGUAGUUUUGAAUUUAUUAUAAUUUCUGAUAAUUACUUCUUGUUUCUUUGACAGGUAUGUUUUUCAUGAAUACAAAUAAUUCAAAUUUAAAAUUAUAUAUGUUCAGUACUGUUAAGCAAAAUACUUUUAAAAAGUAUUGUUUAUUGUAUUUUAAAAGCAUGAUUUUUUUCAAUUAUUAAAAUGAUUAUCAGUCA